UAUAUACAAUUAUUAUAUAUAAAAAAGAAGAAGAAAAAAUCAAUAUAAAUUCACUUUGCUCCGCCCGCUUAGUUAAAAGGAGUGCGAUAACAAUCGGUCGGAGAGAUAGCAGCACAAUGGAGCUACGUGUGGGUAAUAAAUAUCGUCUGGGACGAAAAAUUGGCUCCGGUUCAUUUGGUGACAUAUAUUUGGGUACAACAAUUAAUACCGGCGAAGAGGUGGCUAUUAAAUUGGAAUGCAUACGUACCAAACAUCCACAGCUGCAUAUUGAAUCGAAAUUUUAUAAAAUAAUGCGUGGCGGCAUUGGGAUACCGCGUAUCAUUUGGUGUGGUAGUGAGGGAGAUUACAAUGUUAUGGUUAUGGAGUUAUUGGGACCUUCGCUUGAAGAUCUAUUCAAUUUUUGUAAUCGCCGUUUUACCUUGAAAACAGUGCUGCUAUUGGCUGACCAAAUGAUAUCGCGAAUCGAUUUUAUACACUCUCGAGAUUUUAUACAUCGAGAUAUAAAACCUGAUAAUUUCCUUAUGGGUCUGGGCAAAAAGGGCAAUCUAGUGUACAUAAUUGAUUUUGGUUUGGCGAAAAAAUUCCGUGAUUCUCGUUCAAUGAAACACAUACCGUAUCGAGAAAACAAGAAUCUGACCGGCACCGCUCGCUAUGCCUCCAUUAAUACACAUUUGGGUAUUGAACAAUCAAGACGUGACGAUCUUGAGUCGUUAGGGUAUGUGCUAAUGUACUUUAAUUUAGGAGCUUUACCCUGGCAGGGACUGAAAGCAGCCAAUAAACGUCAAAAAUAUGAACGCAUUUCGGAAAAGAAAUUAUCCACGACCAUAAUAUCACUGUGCAAGGGCUUCCCUAGUGAAUUUAUAAAUUAUUUAAAUUUUUGCCGUCAACUGCAUUUCGAACAGCGACCAGACUAUUGCUAUCUACGUAAACUGUUUCGCAAUCUAUUCCAUCGUCUGGGUUUCACUUACGACUAUGUGUUCGAUUGGAAUUUGAUGAAAUUCGGAGGACCACGUAAUCCCCAGGCACUGCAACAAGCUCAAGGUGAUAAUGGUCAGCAGCAACAAGAGGCCUCGUCGACAGCCCAACAACAACAACAGCAGCAACAACAGCCACAACAUCAGCAUUCACAAAGUCAGUUAAACAGUGCCGUGGCGGCUGUGGGAACUACGGGAACGCAAACGCUAAUGUCUACCGGGGGAGUAGGGGGCCAAACUUUGGUCACUAACAGCACUGGUGGCAUAAUGGGUGGUGGUUCUCAAAUGAUGGUUGGCGGUGGCAAUGGCGGUCUUACUAUGGACGAUUCAAUGGCAGCCACAAAUUCAUCUCGUCCUCCCUACGAUACACCCGAACGUCGUCCCUCAAUUCGCAUGCGUCCCAGUGGGGCUGUACAAACGGGCGGUGUAAUUUCCGAUGUGAGAAGUGCGAAAUAAUACUUUCUCUUUUAAAGAAACGCCUAUUUACUAUCUGUUUGUGUGUAUGUGUACGUCUCAAUAUAUUUAACUAUCCAUCUAUAUUUUUUACACGCAACAUACAGAGCGCCUGUUCUUUCUGUAAAUUGAUCGCACAGAUGCGCUUGAGAACUAACCUCUCCCGGUCUUGCGAAGAUUUUGUAUAAUUUUUAUAUGGUUUUUUUUUUUUUUUUUUUUUUUCCUUUGUAUUUCAUCAUUUAAACUGUAUACAAAACAACUUAUAUAUAUAUAUAUAUAACAUAUUACUAUCGCAUCGUUAUACUAACAACAUUCAAUACAACUAUUAUUAGUUGCAAAUGUACAUGUCACUGAAACUUGAACGAAUUAUUCGUUUUGCAUAGACGAGAGAUGUACAUUAUCACUGUUUCGAAUAUUCGUUUUCUUAUUCUUGCGAAAUUUCCGUUGCGAUGAAAUUACCAAUGAAGUGAAAUUUCUUUCGUUGUCGAGGAUUAAUCCUCGAUUAAUUAUUCAAUUAAUUUCAGUUUGAAAAAAAAAAAAAAAAAAAAAUACUCAACGAAAAUGACGGCAACCAUGAUUAUCGAGCAUGCACUAUUAUUCGAGGAAAUCUAUUAUUUCAUAUAUUAGCUCCAUGCGCAUAUAUAUAUAUAUAUAUAUAUAUAUAUAUAUAUGUAUCUCUCUAGUGCUAUACAUAUGAACUUAAGAUUUUUUUUUUUCUUUAUCUUUCGCUUUUUCUCCUGCUUAAUUUUAUCCAUAUUAAUGCAUAAUUUAGCAACAAUACAAAAAAAAAAAAAAAAAAAAAAAAA
Messenger RNA from Glossina fuscipes, 2233 nucleotides. RefSeq names its product discs overgrown protein kinase (gene dco). Gene Ontology annotation, biological process: peptidyl-serine phosphorylation; endocytosis; signal transduction. Gene Ontology annotation, molecular function: protein serine/threonine kinase activity; ATP binding. Gene Ontology annotation, cellular component: cytoplasm; nucleus. The record is from RefSeq and is a predicted model, not a curated record. The transcript is spliced from 2 exons. Lineage: Eukaryota; Metazoa; Arthropoda; Insecta; Diptera; Glossinidae. The coding region runs from base 117 to 1430 and encodes 437 amino acids.